AUCGCGGCGCCUCAGACGACUGGGCCCCCCGUGCCCCCCGGAUAUAACAAGACCUGAUGACCCCCGCGCCCAUCAUCCUUGAUACAUGUACGGAACUUGUAUCCAUGACGACCACAUCGUUAUGACCGAGUAACUAAUCACGAUAAUCAAACAGAUUACUCCGUCACAAACAUUCACACCGCUUACUCAUAAACAUCAUGAUGUCAAUGUUAGACGAUGUAAAUAUAUAGCUCUUGAUGUCGUAAUAUUUACUUGUGAUAGGGUAGUCACGAGUAGAUCAACUUCCAGGAACGUGAUUCCCCUUUAAUCACCACCCGUAUUACCACCCCGAUAUCCACUACAAGGGUAUUGUACACAGGGCGUGUUCCAAUUGACAUCAAACAUCCAGAAACAUAUAUCACAAUCUUACUAUCCGCUAAGCUGGAUGCCAGUCAUCUUAUCUAUACUGUUUCUAACAUGUGGGCCUUUGUCCACCAAUGCUCCACCCGUUCUGACAACAUACCGCGGUAGUCAUCUCAGCGUCAGUUUGCUUAAAUAUAUAUGUUAGGCCUGCGGCUUCCAUUGGAUGCUGUACGUAUAGCGUUAUAUUGACGUUGACAUUGUGUAGCAAUCCUCAUCUUCGCGAGUGUAUUUGAAUAAGCCAGAACUGCUUUUAUAUGGUUUAACGCCAUUGGUCUGUGAAAACAUGAGUGCAUGAAUAGAGUUGUAUGGAAACUGAAACGAUUUCGUAGCAGCACCUGAAUGACUCUGCUACGUUAGGUUUAUGUUACUUUCACACCGUUUGAAUGGAGGUUACGUUGUUUCUGUCGGGGUUGAUUGCGUCACAUACUUGAGGAACCUUUUGACUACAACUGUCUGAACUCGCCACCAGAGAUCUGUUGCGGAUGUCACAUCCAGUGAGAGGGGAUCUACCAUGGAUGUUACUGUAUUUCCUCGUGUACAUCGGGAACAGUUUCGUCACGCUGAUCGAAGAGUAUUGACUUCACUGCUUGUCGUAUUGUAAGAGAUCAUUCCAAGAUGAAAACGUGUAAUGGGUUGACCUUUGUUGUGCUGCUGGGGAAUACAUUGUUCCUGGUUGGCCACGUUGUUCGCUCUGCCUGCCCAGAUGACGGAACACCGGUGCUGCAGAUGUGUACAGCAGAAUCACUAAAAGUGUUUGGGGCCUACCUAGACUCAAAAGGCAUGGCGGAUGCCUACCUCGAGUGUUCUUGCAGAGUAGAGUCCUCUUCACCCGUUGUUGUUACUGUGACCCCGAGCAGCACACUGAACCCCACAACAUGCAAGUUCACAGAUGUGUUUUUCAAUGCUGGACUGAGUAAUGCCAAUUAUAACUGGAAUUGUGAUAACCCAAAUGGAUUUUCCACGGUAAAUGAACGAGUCGACAACAGAGGCCCUCUCAGUUUUACUAUCAAAAGGACAGACACGACGAACAGCCCUGAUCCUGGAUACUGCAUUCUUCUUACAGCACAGACGGUUGUUGAUGUCAUAUGCGGUGAACAGCUUCAAACAACGUCAACAACUACAAGACGGGGCAUGAACACGAUUGAUGCGUUUCCAUUAAAACGUCGGACCACCACUGCACCUCCGGUCACAACGACAGAGACAACGACAACGGUAACAACAACAACAACGACGGCAGAUACGACAUCGCCCAUUACUUCAGCAUCGACAGAACAAACAGUAUCACCAACAACGUCCCUACAACGAGAUACGACGCCGCCUGACGUUACGUCAACAUCUGACUCAUCCAGUAGUUCAACAACAACUGCACCCGCGCUAUUCUCAUCAUCUGCAUCCACUACAGAUGCAACAACACAACCAGCAUCCUCAGACUCAUCCAGUAGGGAUACGGUAUCACCUGUCUCUGUGACCGCGAGGAAUACGUUCCGGCGGGAUAAUGCCACCGUAGCGAUUCUACCCUUCCCUCCCUUUAAAGCUACUACUAUCACAACAACGAAAAUACAGGGGAGGCUACUCCCCGCCUUGCCAAGUCAACCAGUGUUUACAGGUACAACGACGACAUCAACUCCAACUUCUUCAGGAACAACUGAUAACACAGGUGGCGUUACCGACACUGCCACAGGUACAACUGAUAACACAGCUGGCGUUACCGACACUGCCCCAGGUACAACUAUUAAAUCAGCUGGUGUCACAGACACUGCAACAGGUACAACUGAUAACACAGGUGGUGUCACAGACACUGCCACAGGUACAACUGAUAAAACAGCUGGUGUCACAGACACUGCCACAGGUACAACUGAUAAAACAGGCGGAGUCACAGACACUGCCACAGGUACAACUGAUAACACAGGUGGCGUCAUAGACACUGCCACAGGUACAACUGAUAACACAGGUGGCGUUACCGACACUGUCACAGGUACACCUGAUAACACAGCUGGCGUUACAGACACUGCCACAGGUACAACUGAUAACACAGGUGGCGUUACCGACACUGCCACAGGUACAACUGAUAACAUAGCUGGCGUCACAGACACUGCCACAGGUACAACUGAUAACACGGGUGGCGUUACCGACACUGCCACAGGUACAACUGAUAAAACAGGUGGCGUUACCGACACUGCCACAGGUACAACUGAUAACACAGCUGGCGUUACCGACACUGCCCCAGGUACAACUAUUAAAUCAGCUGGCGUUACAGACACUGCCACAGGUACAACUCAUAACACAGACGGCGUUACCGACACUGCAACAGAUACAACUGAUAAAACAGCUGGCGUCACAGACACUGCCACAGGUACAACUGAUAAAACAGCUGGCGUUACCGACACUGCCGCAGGUACAACUCAUAACACAGACGGCGUCACAGACACUGCCACAGGUACAACUGAUAAAACAGCUGGCGUUACCGACACUGCCGCAGGCACAACUGAUAACACAGGCGGAGUCACAGACACUACUGCUACAGGUACAACUGUAGAAACAAGUGAAAGUGGAGUCAAAACUAGCACAUCGGCGAUCGGGAUAACGGGCUCUGCUACAGAUUCUGGAGCAACGGCAUCAGGCACAUCAAGUGUACCAUCUGGUUCGAGUUCUGGAGGCCGCACAUUUUCUUCUACCUCUGUCAUAACCAAUACCCCGUCUUCCAUGCUUACCUCACCACAUGUAUCCACUAUUAACAGUAUACCCUCCACUACACUAACUCCCCGUGUACCCGGGGUGUCUACAGUGUCUCCCACUAUACACACAACUAACACAGGGAGUCCUGGACAAGAUACGUCCAGCACCUCAACCCUCACGACAACAGGUGAUAUUACAGGACUUACGCCCAAACCACCACAAGCCGCCGUGUCCGACACCAGGGAACUUAUAGGGUUGGUGGUCGGAUGUAUCCUAGGAACAGUCCUUCUCAUAGCCAUCGCUGGCGUCUGUCGAUAUUAUCACUCAAGUCGGAGGAAGAGCGAUCCAGAGUCCGAUGCGUCAACUGAUUCAACAUCUGACGGGAGUUGGGACAGGACGCUGUUCAGUAGAAGUACUCUGGUGCUCAAGAGUAACGCCUCCACCCUGAUGUACAAGCCCAGCCACGAGAUCCUCUUCCCUCCAGUCAACUACCUGCCCACGUACAAAGUCUACUGAGUGAACUGCGUGGCACUGACAGUUGGACCUCGUCUGAGACUCUCCCAGAACAUGCAGUGAUGAAGAUGGUCGGCAUCAUGUGUUGAUGCUGUGUUGAUGCUGUGUCAGGCCCAUUGGUGCCAAACGAAAAUGGCUUACUUCUGGACACUGGCUGUGUGGGUUAUCGUUCGCAUAUGGGAUGUCGUGGUUCCUUGCCCUGAAGUCCAGUUGUCCUAGGUUCCGGGUGUCCAUGUGUCCGGGUGUCAGAAGAAGCAGAUUUAUGUACAGUUUACAUGUAUUCAAAAUGAGAGGAAAGACAAGGACGAGGACAAGGUUUACCAUACGGUUUCUUUGUUCACAAUUCAGUCUCAAGAUUGCUAACUGAUACCCUCAUCGACCUUAUCUUGUAAUACUCCAAAGCAAUUACUCCUGAUGGAUUAAUAGCCUGAUAUGAAUUUAUUUAUAUAUAAUAUUUAUCAAAAUAAAAGUUUCGUACAUUCUGUUUCAGAAAUGUUUUUUGGGGGGGGAAAUGUACGUAUGCAGGAACAUUACGCUGUGAAUUGUUCACGUAGACCACAUUCUAAAUCCCAUUUUGUAAUGUUACUUCCACGCAUAUAUGUUUGCGUAAAUAAUUGAUUGGUCAUUAUAGAAUUAUCAAGUUAUAUCAGACAGCCAAUGGCGCAUCGUUGAAUAAGUACUGUGUAUGGAUUAGUUAAUUAUAUUGUAUACUACGGGUUAGUAGAGUAUAUAUCAAGUGGUCUUUGUACAUAUGUACUAUUUUGUCCACGGUUUCACAUUGUGAUAACAAUAUACUACUCUGAUACUCUGACAUGUAAAGCCGUAUACUCAGCUAAGCAUUUAGUAACUUCUUGUGAAGAACUUUUAAACAUGUUAUUUCAUACUUUUAUAUCAUUGUGAUCUUUUUUGUACAUGAACAAUUGUAUUUAUCACAUAUCUGUCUAUAAUAUAUGAAUGUAAAAUAAA
Haliotis rufescens (red abalone) is the source of this 4557-nucleotide messenger RNA. Its product is annotated as putative per-hexamer repeat protein 5. The transcript has 10 exons. The record is from RefSeq and is a predicted model, not a curated record. Lineage: Eukaryota; Metazoa; Mollusca; Gastropoda; Lepetellida; Haliotidae. Bases 1018 to 3594 code for a protein of 858 amino acids.